UAAACCAUAUAAUAUAAUAAAGCAUUCAAUUUGUAUAUAAACAUUGAUAUAUAUAAAUAUAUAUAUAUAUAUUUAUAUAUUCAAUAGUAUACUGUCGCUAAUUAUUAGCAAUAUAUUUUCGAAGUGCGAAAAAAUGUGGGUGCUUUUGAUGUUUCUUAUAGGUUUUAUUAUUGUUUUGAUAAGUCAUUGGGUUUAUAGAUGGCAGAACCCUAAGUGCAAUGGAAAUGGGAAGUUGCCACCUGGUUCCAUGGGUUUCCCUCUUAUUGGUGAGACCCUCCAGUAUUUCACUCCACAUUCUUUGUAUGAUGUAUCUCCUUUCAUCAAAAAGAGAAUAACAAGAUAUGGGUUGUUGUUUCGGACUAAUAUAGUGGGGCAAAAUAUAGUUGUAUCUACGGACCCGGAAUUUAAUUACAAGAUAUUUCAAAAGGAAGGAAAGUAUUUCCUAUUUUGGUAUCCAGAGAGUUUCACUGAAAUAUUCGGUGGGCAAGAUAUCUUGACUUAUCAUGGUGUGGUUCAUAAGUAUCUGAAGAACUUGGUUCUACACCUUAUUAGCCCUGAAAACAUAAAGUCCACAUUACUCUCCGAAAUGGACCAAAUCACUCGCCAACAUCUCACCUCUUGGGCUCGCUCUGCAACUGCUGUAGAUAUCAAACAUGUUUCUUCAGAUAUGGUGUUCAGAUAUUUUGCAAUGAAGCUGAUUGGCUAUGAUGACUUGGAGGGCCCAAGAAAACUACGAGAGAAUUUUACAGCCAUAAUAGAUGGCAUGAUUUCAUUUCCCCUCAACAUUCCAGGAACUGCUUAUCAUGCAUGUUUGCAGGGUCGGAUGAAUGCAUUAAAAAUAAUAAAAGAGAAAUUUGAUGAAAGAAAAGCAUCGAGCAAGAAAUAUGGUGAUUAUUUGGAUCAUUUACUAGAUGAAGUGAAGAAAGAAGAUACAAUUUUGAAUGAAACAGUCGCUGUAAAUUUGGUGUUUGGGCUUCUCUUUGCCACUUUUGAGACUACUUCUACUGCCCUUACAUUGGCAAUCAAGUUCAUUUCUGAUCAUCCUCAAGUUCAAGCUGAAUUAACGAAAGAGCACGAGGAUAUUAUUAAAAGCCGUCAGAGAAAGGACUCUCAGAUUACAUGGCAGGAAUAUAAAUCCAUGAAUUUUACACAUAUGGUCAUCAAUGAAAUUGUUAGGCUUGCAAAUAUUGUACCAGGAAUCUAUAGAAAAGUAAUCCAAGAUGUUGAGAUCAAUGGAUAUACAAUUCCAGCUGGUUGGCUUGUCAUGGUUGUUCCAUCGGUUCUUCAUGUGAAUCCUGAUAUAUAUGAUGAUCCUCUCACUUUUAAUCCAUGGCGAUGGAAGGGAAAGGAAUUGCAUUUAGGAACCAAGACUUUCAUGGGAUUCGGAGGAGGUGUUAGAUUGUGCGUGGGAGCUGACUUCGCAAAAGUACAAUUGGCCAUAUUUAUUCAUCAUUUGGUUUUAAAUCUAAGGUGGUCAGUAGUCAAAGGAGGAGAUAUUGUUCGCAAACCUACAUUGACAUUUCCAAAUGGCUUACAUAUUAAAAUCUCAGAAAAAAAUUGUGCAGUUGAAUAAAAAAAACGAUAUAGCAUAAUAUAUUAAGUAUAUGCAUGCAUGCAUAUGUGUUGUGCAUAUAGUGUUUGUAGAAUAUGUAUAAAGUAUUAUGUACUAUUUUCUUUGGGAAAAAAUAUUAAUCAUGUACUAUCUUUUAAACGAAUAAAUAAUAAAUAAAUGAAUCCUUGUCAAUC
This is a messenger RNA of Cannabis sativa, 1746 nucleotides long. RefSeq names its product cytochrome P450 87A3. The record is from RefSeq and is a predicted model, not a curated record. Lineage: Eukaryota; Viridiplantae; Streptophyta; Magnoliopsida; Rosales; Cannabaceae. Gene Ontology annotation, molecular function: iron ion binding; oxidoreductase activity, acting on paired donors, with incorporation or reduction of molecular oxygen; heme binding. The transcript has 9 exons. The coding region runs from base 134 to 1573 and encodes 479 amino acids. Gene Ontology annotation, biological process: sterol metabolic process.